UGACAAUUUUUGUCGAAUGAAAACAAAACAAAAAUAAAAAAAAAAUCAAUUGCUCCAAUUAUCUUUUAAUUGUUAUGACGAAAACAAUGAUAAUUACGGCUCGUUGAAGAACGAUAUAAAAAAACGAAGAAAUGUAAUCGUCAUUUCUAAUUUUGUGUUGUUCUGUGUGUGUGUGUGUGUGUCAAAAUAAUAUUUGGGCCAAAUAAACAAAUCCAAGAUGUCUAAACAAACGAUGAAACAAAAGAUUGCCCCUACAUCUACCGGUAGUGGUUUAUCAUCAUCAUCAUCAUCAUUAUCAAAUUUUAAAAGUUCACAAAAUUAUUUAUGGAAUACAAAUGCUGUCCUAGGUAAAGGUGCUACUGGUGCUGUUUAUUUUGGCCAUAAUAAACAUAAUGGUGAAACCGUAGCGGUUAAAUGUUUCAAUCAUCUUAGUCAUAUGCGUCCAUAUGAAGUACAGAAACGUGAAUUUGAAGUGUUGAAAAAAGUGAAUCAUGAAAAUAUUGUCAAAUUAUUGGCCAUUGAAGAAGAAAAUGAUACAAAACAAAAAGUUCUCGUGAUGGAAUUGUGUACCGGAGGAUCAUUGUUCAAUAUUCUUGAUGAUCCAAUGAAUAGUAAUGGUUUAGAGGAGAAGGAAUUUCUUCUCGUUCUCAAACAUCUUGCUGCCGGUAUGAAACAUUUACGUGAUAUGAAUAUUAUACAUCGUGAUCUUAAGCCGGGUAAUAUUAUGAAAUUCGUAUCCGAAGAUGGUACCUCGAUUUAUAAACUGACGGAUUUUGGUGCUGCACGUGAAUUGGAUGAUGAUCAACAAUUUAUGUCACUAUAUGGAACAGAAGAAUAUUUGCAUCCAGAUAUGUAUGAAAGAGCCGUAUUACGAAAACCAGUGGGAAAAUCAUUCAAAGCAAAUGUUGAUCUUUGGAGUAUUGGUGUAACAUUGUAUCAUAUUGCAACUGGCAGCCUGCCAUUUCGACCAUAUGGUGGUCGUAAAAACAAAGAAACAAUGUAUAAGAUAACCACUGAAAAAGCAUCCGGAAUCAUUUCUGGUACCCAGACAUCUGAAAAUGGUGAAAUUAAAUGGAGCAGAAAUCUACCGGAUUCUUGUUUGCUUAGUCCAUCCGUACAACCAUUGGUUACGGAAUUAUUAGCCGGCCUUUUAGAAUGUGAUGCACAUCGUAUGUGGUCAUUUGAAAAAUUUUUUUCAAGUGUUACAAAAAUUCUUGAACAUAAAGUAAUAUUUGUCUAUUAUGUUGGAACAUUAUCGUUGCAUUCAAUUUAUUGUUAUCCAAAUGAAACAGUUUUGGAUUUGAAAUCAAGAUUUGAUUCAUUGUAUAAAGUGGCACCAAAUGAUCAGAUUUUAAUGUGGCCCAAUGAUAAUCUUAAUCAUCAUCAUAAUCUUGUUGGUGGUCGUCACAAUGACCAACAACAACAAAUGCCAUCGAUGAUAAAUGAAACAAUGUUGGCACAACAAACUAAAUUAAUUCCAUUACUACAAUCAAAUCAACGACGAUCAUCAUCCAUAUCGACAGUAAUUGCCAUUUUAUCUGAUGAUUUUAUCAUCACUGAUAUUCAUACUACAGAACAUUCACCACUGUUUUUACUAAAUGGUCAAAUGAAUUCCAAGAUUCGUUGUACAACUGGUCCAAUUGCACCGAGUAAAUUUCCUGAUAUUGCUACCACAAUUAUAAAUACAGAUGUUGAUGCACAAUAUGCAAAACUUUGUUCAUCACUUGCAUAUUCAACGUUGCGACAAAUUGAUAAAUUUAUUCACAAUUAUAAAUUAGCCUGCCAGAUUCCUUGUCAUAUGCUCCGAUUAAUCGAUCAUAAUAUGAAAAUUUUGGACGAAAAAUAUGGUUAUUUUAAUUUUCAUUUAAAUAUCCUGAAAGAACGUUUAGAUAAUCUCAUGCAAUGUAAUAGUUAUCUAUCACAAUUGAUAAAACUGUUGAUUGAUUCAAUUAUUAAGCCAAACACGGCGAUCACAUUAUUUAAUUUCAAUGUAACCGACCAGAUAUUGAAACAAUAUGAUAAAAUUCAUUCAAAUUUUAAAAGUCUUUCAUCGUCAUCAAUUAUGGAUGAAAAAUUGGAACAACUACGUGAUCUGUGGCCAACAUCUAAAGAAUUGGAAAGUAUUCGCCACUUGUUGUCCAUACAAUCUAGAGCUAAAAUUUAUACAGCGAAAAUACGUGAAUCAUGGCUAAUGUUACAUAAAGAUAAACAAAUUAAAUCACUGAAUCAUCACCAUGAAGAACAGCUACAUCAAUUGGAAAAAUUAAAAUUGGACAAUCAUUGUAAAAAAUUGAAUGAUCUUGUUGCGAAAGAAAUAAAUCCACGUGGAAGUAUUGCCGAUAAAUUGGAAGAAUGGUAUCAAGGUGCACAGGUUGCCUAUGUUAAACCACAGCUAAUCAUUACUGAACUUUAUGGUUUUCUUCCCGUUAUUGCUGAAAUUGAAAUGAAUAUUUGUUCAGCAUAUGAAGAUCAUAAUAAAAUGUGGAUGAAUCUAUUUAAAGAAGUGAAAAAUUUCGAAACAGAAUGGUCAGCAGCUGCAAUCGGUUCAUUGGAAUCGACCAACGUUUUACCAUCAUCAUCAGCGAUGGUUAAUCCAACGGCAGCAGCAGCAAAUCAACCAUACUCAUACAACAUUGAACCAUCCAAUCUGUCACUUACAUCGACCAUUUUUAAAGAAUUAAAUAGCCUACAUGAAGAUUCACAGAAACUGAAAGAAGCAUAUAAAGAUUUUGUCAUGAUUUUUUCCGAAGUACAAUCGAUCAACAAUUGAUGGCACCACGUGUUUCGUAAAAAUUUUUUUUCAUUGGAAUCAUUUUUUUUAAAAUUUUUUUUGAUUAAUUUUUUCUCUUUAUCAUCAUCAUUAUGGAAUGUCUGUCUGGUGUGUGUUUGUGUGUGACCACCAAAAAUUUGAUAUAUUUGGCAAUAUUGCCUUAUUUAUAAAAAUGUUGAAAAAAAUAAACGAAAUAUAUCAUGCAUGCGUGUA
This is a messenger RNA of Dermatophagoides farinae (American house dust mite), 2983 nucleotides long. It is a transcript of the gene IKKepsilon, whose product is annotated as I-kappaB kinase epsilon. Gene Ontology annotation, molecular function: protein serine/threonine kinase activity; ATP binding. The record is from RefSeq and is a predicted model, not a curated record. Lineage: Eukaryota; Metazoa; Arthropoda; Arachnida; Sarcoptiformes; Pyroglyphidae. Gene Ontology annotation, biological process: peptidyl-serine phosphorylation. Gene Ontology annotation, cellular component: cytoplasm.